Messenger RNA from Drosophila grimshawi, 1338 nucleotides. It is a transcript of the gene Fmo-1, whose product is annotated as senecionine N-oxygenase. The record is from RefSeq and is a predicted model, not a curated record. Gene Ontology annotation, molecular function: NADP binding; N,N-dimethylaniline monooxygenase activity; flavin adenine dinucleotide binding. Lineage: Eukaryota; Metazoa; Arthropoda; Insecta; Diptera; Drosophilidae. The transcript is spliced from 5 exons.
UUCGCUGAUGUUCGUUCUGUGAACGCGGAUCAAUUUCAAGCUGAAGCUGAAAUAAUGAGUUUGUGUAUAAUUGGUGCUGGAACCGCAGGACUCUGUUGUGCUCGACGCGCACAGGAGCGUAAUUUAAAUCCUACAGUUUUUGAACUCUCACAUCAGAUCGGUGGAACAUGGGCAUAUAACAAGAACACAGGGACUGUUAAUGGUAUCGAUGUGCACAGCAGCAUGUAUGAAAAUUUAAGAACCAACUUGCCCAAGGAGGUCAUGGGAUUUCCAGAUUUUGAGAUAGGCGCAGACCGGAAAUCUUAUCUCCCAUCUGAAGAUAUUUGUGCCUUUCUAAAUCAGUAUGCCGAUCAUUUCGAAUUACGAAAGUUUAUUCAAUUUAAUACAUAUGUCAUAAGGGUGGUCAGAAAAAAACUCAAGUGGCAAGUUAUUGUCAAGAAUCUAUUGAUAAACACUGUACGCAUAUGUUAUUUUGAUAAUAUUAUGAUUGCAAAUGGACAUUAUCAUACACCAAAUUACAGUCAAAUUAAGAAUGCAAAUCUAUUUCGUGGCGAAUAUUUGCACAGUCAUGAUUAUAGAAAUAGCGAGAUAUUUCAAGGAAAGUGUGUGUUGGUUAUUGGUGGAGGACCCAGUGCUUUGGACUUGUCGAAUAUUAUAUCCAAAUCAGCCAAAAAUGUUACACUUAGUCAUCACUUGGAAGGCAUUUCGAAAUCCAUUUUUUUCGAAAAUGUUCAAACUAAACCAGAUGUCAAAGAGUUGGAUGAAAAUGGCGCAUAUUUCGUAGAUGGAUCUUACACAAAAUUUGAUACAAUAUUCUUUUGUACUGGGUAUAAGUAUGCAUUCCCCUUUCUCAGUGUCACGUCGGGUAUAUAUGUUGAGGAGAAUUAUGUGCAAAUGCUUUAUAAGCAAUGCAUUAAUAUACGCAAUCCAACAAUGGCAUUAAUCGGCUUACCAUUCUAUGUGUGUGCCGCACAAAUGAUGGAUUUACAAGCUAGAUUUGUCUUAAGCUACUUUUGUGGCACAAAUCAAUUAUUAACCCAAAAGGAAAUGUUUGAAGAUACAUUGGAAAGCAUGGAAAAGAAGUGGCAAAUGGGUUACAAAAGGCGGCAAGCCCAUAUGCUGGGAACUACUCAUAUGGAAUAUUUUUACAGAAAUUAGCCAGCACUGCCCAGAUUGCAAAAUAUUAAGCCUGUUAUGGCAAAAUUGCAUAAUGAGAGCAGUAAUUGUUUUAAUGAGAACUUGAUUAAUUUUCGUGAAGAUAUUUUUAGGAUUGUUGACAGUGAAACUUUUAUAAAAAUAAAUUAAAUCCAUUUUCAACACACCAGCAAUGUUUUCAUA